This is a messenger RNA of Ipomoea nil (Japanese morning glory), 417 nucleotides long. Its product is annotated as bidirectional sugar transporter SWEET17-like. Bases 1 to 417 code for a protein of 138 amino acids. Lineage: Eukaryota; Viridiplantae; Streptophyta; Magnoliopsida; Solanales; Convolvulaceae. Gene Ontology annotation, molecular function: sugar transmembrane transporter activity. The record is from RefSeq and is a predicted model, not a curated record. The transcript has 5 exons. Gene Ontology annotation, cellular component: membrane. Gene Ontology annotation, biological process: carbohydrate transport.
AUGGUUAAGCCAGAAUUUAUAGUGGGUGUUAUAGGCAAUAUUAUCACUAUUUUACUUUGUGCUUCUCCAGCGUUAACAUUGUGGAAGGUGGUGAAGAAGAAGAUAUCAGCAGAGGGUUACGAUGCAGUCCCCCAUAUGUGCCAAUUGGUGUGCAGAAGCCUAUGGGUUUUGUAUGGUAUUCUUGUCCCAGUUGAUGCAGGUUUACUUAUUAUCACAGUAAAUUCUGUUGGUGUGCUCUCCCAAAUUAUUUAUCUCAUAAUUUACCUCGUUUAUGCUCCCAUCCAUAAAAAGGUGAAAUCGUUGAUGUUGGUGGGGUUAAUGAACAUAUGUUUUCCAGGAUUGGCCAUUGCUUUAUCUGUCUUUGUUUUCCACGAAAAACACUUUUAUAAGAUAUAUGAGACGGGUCAGGUUAAUUAA